Arvicola amphibius (Eurasian water vole) is the source of this 4311-nucleotide messenger RNA. RefSeq names its product probable ATP-dependent RNA helicase DDX60. Gene Ontology annotation, biological process: defense response to virus. The record is from RefSeq and is a predicted model, not a curated record. The annotation marks the transcript as partial. NCBI's taxonomy places the organism in Eukaryota, Metazoa, Chordata, Mammalia, Rodentia, Cricetidae. Gene Ontology annotation, cellular component: cytoplasm. Gene Ontology annotation, molecular function: ATP binding; double-stranded RNA binding; single-stranded RNA binding. The transcript has 30 exons.
AGAAUGGAAACUGAAACUAUUCUUCAGGCAGCCUGGGUGGCUUGGAAGCUUCCGGGAGCGUCUGUCCUCUGGAUUCCGUGCUCUGAGUUCCUGCCGAGCAGUCUGGCUGCUCUCAGCAGGCAGCAGAUCCUGGGCAGGCUCCGGCUAACCGCUUUCGCACAACCUGGUGUCGCACCUGCUUGAACGGAAGGUCUCCUCCAGGGCUGAGCAAUUCUGCCAGACCCUGGGCGCUCAUUCUGGCUGCUUGACAUUUGCCAUCUCCUUUAUAAUGACCAUUUAGAGGAGACAAAGUAAAGGAUAAUUGCAUAAUUAAUAUUUCUCAAUUAAGGUUGGAGAUAGCAGCAAGAAUGGAGGAACGUUACACAGGAAUUUUAGAGGAAAUGUCAAAAUUAAUCUUGGAAAAUAUGCCAAAGGCUGACUAUUCCAGUUUAUUCAAUGAUUUUGUUGAAUCUGAGUUUUUUCUGAUUGACGGAGACUCCUUACUUAUCACGUGUGUAUGUGAGAAGUCGCUUAAGCCUGGGCAGAGUCUUCAUUUCUUCUACUUGGUUGAGCGCUACCUGCUGGAUGUCAUUGGCAAAGGAGGGCAUUUUGCCAUAGUUUUCUUCAAGGAUGCUGAAUAUGCAUACUUCAGUGUCCCUGGACUUCUUACACUGAGAACUGCUUUAAUUACACACCUUCAGAAGAAUACAGCCAUUGAUGUUUGGACUGAAUUUUCUGGAUGCUUGUCAGAAGAGUGGCGUAUUACCUUAAGUCAGAGUUGCCCUUAUUUCUUGAUUCUUGCUGAUGAAGGCCUGAACAACCAGCAGACACACCUUUUCAACUUUUUAGUCAUUCAGUCUUGGGCAGCAAAGGUCAACAUCGCGCUCUUCUCAGGGCAAACAUCUGACAUCAUCCGUCUUUAUGCAUAUUUUAUGCAAAGCUCAUAUUCAAAGCAGCUGUUUUUCAAGCAGUUUGAGAGAGAGAUUACGAUGGGUUACAAAACCUUGAUUAAACAGUUAGAAAAAUAUAGAGACCUGGAUUUAACAACUCUAUUUGGAGAUUUGACAUUCAAUAAUAUGGUGGAAAAGGCUUGUGAGACGAUGUCUCUGCUCAAGCAACUCUGGCCAGAAGGCUCUGACAUCCGGCGAGCCCUUUGCGUCACUUCGUGCUCCCUCUUCUUGGAAAUGUACCACUGCUUCUUAGACAACAGAGUGAAGAAAGCCUCCAAGCAGACGUGCAAAGACAAACAGAAAAAGGGUAGUUGUUUAACCCUGAAGGACGUGGAAGACUUCUGUAAGCUCCAUUGCCUCAGUGUGGUUUUUCAACUCCACCUACCUCUUUCCCAGAGAGCCUGCUCAAGAUUCAUCACUUCUGAUUGGAUUAAGGACCUCAAGACUGUGUUUAAAAUGAAACAGUGGUGCGAAUAUUUCAUCCUAAGUAAUGUGCACAUGAUUGAAUUUUGGAGUUUGGAUUUACUUCACCUUUCUGAUUUAAGUGAUGAGCCUUUGUUGAAGAAUAUUGCUUUUUACUAUGAAAAUGAAAAUUCAGAAGGCCUGGAUUUGAAUAUAGAAGAUGUCAUCAUGAAGGAGUAUGUACAUCUCUGGGACACAGUGUCAAAGUUGGUGGGAAAUUUUGAAGUGGGAAAUUCAUUUCCUUUGAGAAAAACAGAAUGUCAUUUUCUUAAAAAGACACCAUCACCAGUCAAAGAAAGUUCCCAGAAAAAGAUGCCAAAUUUGGGUUUUAUUCCAAUGUCAUGUGCUUUGGUUGAUGAAUUUACUGGAGACAUUUUGAAAGACUUGCCUUUCCUAAAAAGUGAUGACCCCAUUGUUUCCUCGCUGGUUAAGCAUAAGGAAUUCGAUGAGCUUGUGCACUGGCAUUCCCACAGACCUCUCAGUGAUGACUAUGACAGGACUAAGGCCAAUUUCAAUGAGCAUACAAAAGACCCCCGUUAUCUUAGAAGUGUGCAGAAAUAUCAUGUUUUUCAACGAUUUUAUGGUAACUCAUUAGAAUCAGUCUCUUCUAAGCUCAUCAUAACUCAAGGUGCUAAGCCGAAGAAGGAUUGCAGUAAGUCCAAAAGCACAAAAACACGUGAGACCAAGGCUGACAUAAUUGCUAGAGAGAAUAAGAAGAGGUUAAUUGCCAAGGAAGAACAAAAAGAAGAGGAAAAAUGGAAUACCCUGUCAUCUUCUAUUGAGAAGGAGAUGAAAAGGAAUUUAAGUUCUGGAAUGAAGAAGUUGGAAGAGUUUUUGAAAUCAUGUAAAAGUAACUCAGUAAAAGUUCAGGCUGAAAAAGUUGGGUUAAUGGCUUGCUUGACAGCAUGGAAGAAGCACUGCCGAGCUGAAGGUGAAACAACAAAAGACUUUAGCAUAGCUGUCGAUAUGAUGAAGAGAAUUCACUCCUUGUUGGACAAACACUCUGAACUUCUGCAAGAAACAGAUCGGAAACUCAUAGCCAGAUGUCUUACGUGUUUAGGAUUUGAUGAACUAGCAAAUUCUUUGUAUCCAACUCAGGAUGAAGCAGAUGACAUAAAAAUGAAAAAAAGGAGUAAAUAUUCAGUUGGAAUUGGGCCAGCUAGGUUCCAACUACAAUAUAUGGGUCACCAUUUGAUAAGAGAAGAAAGAAAAGAUCCAGACCCCAGAGUCCAAGAUUUUGUUCCCGAUACAUGGCAGCGGGAGCUCCUGGAUGUAGUGGAUAACUAUGAGUCUGCAGUGAUUGUUGCCCCAACCUCCUCUGGCAAAACCUAUGCUUCCUACUACUGCAUGGAGAAGGUGCUGAAGGAGAGUGACGAAGGCGUGGUUGUGUAUGUUUCACCCACAAAGGCACUUGUUAAUCAAGUGGCAGCAACUGUGCAAAAUCGUUACACCAAAAUUCUGCCAGCUGGUCAAGUUGUGUGUGGCGUUUUCACUAGGGAUUAUCGUCAUGAUGCCCUGAACUGCCAGGUCCUUGUUACCGUGCCUGCCUGCUUUGAAAUUCUGCUACUAGCUCCUCAUCGCCAAAGCUGGGUGAAGAGGAUCAGAUACGUCAUAUUUGAUGAGGUACAUUGUCUUGGUGGAGAAAUUGGAGCAGAAAUCUGGGAGCAUCUCCUUGUGACAAUCCGAUGUCCAUUUUUGGCCCUUUCAGCUACCAUAAGCAACCCUCAGCAUCUUACUGAGUGGCUCCAGUCAGUAAAGAGGUACUGGAAACAAAUAGACAGUGCAAUGGGGAAAAAAACUUUUUCCAAAAGAAAUUCUGGUGCCCGUGGCAGCCACCAUGAAGACCAAGGACAAGCCAGACAGUCAUACAAAGUUAGACUUGUGAUCCACGGAGAGAGAUACAAUGACCUAGAGAAGCACAUAUGUUCUGUGAGACAGGGUGAAGUUUCCUUUGAUCAUUUUCACCCAUGUGCUGCACUAACCAUAGAUCACAUUGAAAAGUAUGGAUUCCCUUCUGACCUUGCCUUUUCACCUCGAGAAAGCAUCCAGCUAUAUGACACUAUGCUUCAGGUCUGGAAGAGUUGGCCCCAGGCCCAGAACCUGUGUCCAGAAAACUUCACUCAUUUAAAGAACAAAAUAGUCAUUAAAAAGUUGGAUGCUAGAAAAUAUGAGGACAGCUUAAAGGAAGAAUUCACAAACUGGAUUAAAAAUGGGAAUGAGGAGCAGGCCAGAAUGGUGCUGCAGAAGCUGAGUCCCAAUUUCCAUGACUACUCAGGAAGAAUGCUGGACUUCUUUCCACAUCUUGUUGAGAAGCUCAGGGAAAUGGAGAAGUUGCCUGCGCUGUUCUUUCUAUUUAAGUUAAAUUCUGUAGAAGGAUGUGCUGAGGAUGCUUGCAAUUUCCUAGAGGUGAAAGAGGAAAAGAAAAGGCCUCCCAAAGCUGAUAAGGAAGCUCAUGUCAUGGCUAACAGACUUCGAAAAGUUAAAAAAUCUUUGGAGAAACAACAAAAGAUAGGAGGCGAAAAGAGCCAAAAGCCUUCCAGAAGAUUGGAUCAAAACAUCAUGAGUGAAGCUGAACGUGAUUACCUCCUGAGGAGUCUGGAGAAGAAUAUGGAGAUUCCGCAGGACUGCACAUAUGCUGAUCAGAAAGCAAUAGAUGAUGAGUCAUUGCAGAUGGUGUUUAGUCGAGUAUACAACCAAAGAAAAGGUGACACACUGAAGCAAUUGGCAAGAAGGGGCAUUGGCUUUCAUCACAGCUCUAUGAGCGCCAAAGAAAAGCAGCUAGUGGAAAUCCUUUUUAGGAAAGGAUUCAUUAGGGUGGUGACAGCUACAGGAACACUCGCUUUAGGAGUCAACAUGCCUUGUAAAUCUGUGGUUUUUGCUCAAAACUCAGUCUAUCUGGAUUGCUUUAAAUUUCAGACAG